GACGCGCGCACACAAGCGGAAGUUCGUCUGUGUCGCCGCUGUGUGUUUUCAGGACGCAUCAUGAGAAAUAUCUUGCUCAUUUUGACUGAACUGAUACUUAAAAUGUUUUAAUCUCUGAAGGGCAUCAUGAGCGGCACGUGUAGGGAGAUUAUUACACUCCAGCUGGGGCAUUAUUCCAACUUUAUCGGGACGCACUGGUGGAAUUUACAGGAUGCGGCGCUGGUUUAUGACUGCGAUGCGCCGCUCGGAGAGCUGCAGAGCGACAUGUUGUUCAGAGAGGGUCUUACUCUCGGUGGACACGUCACAUACACACCUCGACUCAUCGCCAUGGACCUCAAAGGAAGUCUUCAGACGCUGAGGAAGGAAGGCAGUCUGUAUGGCACAGAGAAGGAAAACAGCAACUUUACGUGGAAAGGACAGGUUAUGACCCAUAAAGAAAGCCCUCCCACCAAGAACGCCUUCCUACAAGAGCUGGACAGUCUGGACACGGGAGGUUUACUAGCAGAGCCAGACAUCUUCUGUUCUUCCUCUGCUGUGGCUCACUGCUCCGUGAGCAACGCGGGAGCGGGUGUUGCCAUGGAGACGGUGAACAACAGACUGGAGCGGAUCCAGAGAUCCUAUUGGCUGGAGGGGAGUGUGAGGGUGUGGUCAGACUUCCUGAGGAUCCACCUUCAUCCGCGCACCGUGUCCAUCAUCAACCAGUACAACCACGACGGCGAGUCGGAGCGUCUGGAGGCGUUCGGGCAGGGCGAGGCGCUCUUACGGGGCUCAGUGCUGGAGGAUCUGGAGGACCGGCUGCAUUUCUUCGUGGAGGAGUGCGACUAUCUGCAGGGUUUUCAGGUGUUGUGUGAUCUGGCUGAUGGUUUCUCAGGCCUGGGGUCAAAGGUCACGGAGCUGUUGCAGGACUCUUACGGAGGGCGUGGCCUCCUCACCUGGGGCGUGGCACCUGUCAAUCACCCAGAAACGAGCUCUAUAAAGGACUUGUACCACAUGAUGAACUGUGCGCUAGGAACACUCCAGAUGGCCAAUCACAGCUCGUUCUUCUGCCCUUUGACCCUGAGAGGCGGGUUAAUGAGACGCCCGCCUCCACCCACAGCCUUCCCGCUGCUCAACUGUGACCCGAUGCUGUGGUAUCACUCCAGCUCGGUCCUGGCUCUGGCGCUGGACUGUAUGACGGCCUCGUACAGACUGAGACAGAACAGCGCACCCAUGUGGCAGCUUUCAGACGCUCUGGCCGUCUCGGGAAGGAAGGUUGUUUCAGCGUACAGCUCUGUCCCAUUUCCCAUGAUGCACGGCGGCUGUCUCCCGGACGCCCUGGAUGCAUUCGCUGAUGUUUUGCCCUGGAGACCCAUAUCAGCGUGUCCCGAGCUCGCAGACGGGCGCUGUUUCGGCCAGUCAGUGACUCUCAGAGGUUUAGACGGACAGAGUUUAGUCAGUUCGUUGCUACCCGGCACAGAGCCGCCCAGCUCCCUGCACUACGAGCGCUCCGGAGAGGAUGUUCUGACCACAUACAUCAGAUCACAUUACCCAUCAACACCACUGGCGGUUCAGCUGCUGUCCAGUGCCUGUAAAGUGACCCCUCCGUUCCCACAGAUCUUCAGUCCGGCUCUGAGUCCACAGGGUUUCCUCCAGAACCAGAACCAGAGCGCUGCUGAUUACACUUCCUGUCAGCCGGUGGCUGGUCUUCCUGUGCUGACGUGUCUUCAGUCCAGUCCUGCUGUGGGUCUCCAGCUGUCUGAGCUCCAGAAGGCGUGUUCUGCGCUGGAUCUGUGUCGAGUGUCCGCCAGCUUCCUGACACACGGCCCCGAGCCGGCCGAGAUCUCCGAGUCCAUGGAGCAGCUCCGCAGCCUCGCAAACUGCUACCGCCUCGACCUCUGCCGCUCUUCAUCUGACGAGGACGAUGAUGAUGAUGACUAGGAGACUCCAGCGGACUCUUCCUCACGCUGCUGCCGACGCGGCUCCGAGCUCAGAGCAUGCUGCCUCCGGGAAUGAUGGGAUAGGAGCUUACUGAACACACCCU
Molecule: messenger RNA, 2020 nt
Organism: Carassius carassius (crucian carp)
Lineage: Eukaryota; Metazoa; Chordata; Actinopteri; Cypriniformes; Cyprinidae
Gene: msto1
Product: misato mitochondrial distribution and morphology regulator 1
Exons: 14
Coding region: 127-1917 (596 amino acids)
Biological process (GO): mitochondrion distribution
Cellular component (GO): cytoplasm
Source: RefSeq, a predicted model, not a curated record